GGAGCUCAAGAUGGCAUACAUGAUUCUCUUCCCUCCCCAUUUUAUCCGCGCAACGAUCCUGUUAGGUAUGAACUGGAGUUGGAAAUAAGUUCAGUAGCACUCAGCUCCCUCUGAAAUAAUGGGUAUCAUUUUCUGUGAGAACUGUUCCUUUCUGUAUUUUAAACAUGGCCAUAUCUCUGAAGCUAGUGAAGCUCUUCUGCUGAUCAUGCUGGGGAAAGUUGCACUCAAUCUAUUUUUGUUGCAAGUCCAAAAACCGAAUCUCCGUGAAAGUUUUAUGGGCUAAUUCUGCAUUUCACUAGCCUUUCUUGAUGUUGUGCUUCUGGUGACUAUGUCUUUCAUCUCCUAUUUUCAGAAUUUUAUGCUUUUGGGUAUCCGGUUUACUGAAUAUCAUAUCUGCCUUUUGGCUCAGAUAGCAGCCCUUACCUAUGGGAUCUUACAUUAUCCAGUUUCUUUUGUAGCUGGCUGGGAUUAUUAUUUUACAAUAACCCAAAUUUCCAAGUCUCCUAAUUUGCGUUGGAGAUUAAUGUACAUAGUUGCUGUUGUCUUCGUUUGGAUUUCAGUUCUUUGUUAUGUUCUGAAUCUUCCAGGCAGCUCCAUAGGGCUUGAGGUAAACCAUCACAGUUCUGCCUACCAGUGCCCUUUCUACAUCAGCAGUCAGAACUACUGGCUGACAAUAGCUAUGCUGUUCAUCAUAUGCCUGGUUUUUAUACUCUGUUGGUCAGACAUUGUGGUUAUGGUGCAGUCAAUUAAACUAAGUUCCACUGAAAGAGAGAUUGUUUUGUUCUUCCCUUAUGUGCCUGAGUGCAGCCCCAGAGACUCUGCAAAGCAACUCUUGACAAGACUUCUCAUCUGCUUUAUUAGCACUUGGGCACCAUUUGUUUUCCUUCAAAUGCUCAUUGUGUUACUUGGUGCUCAGAUUCUUGCUUACAUAGAGAUGAACGUUCCCUGGCUUUAUUUUGUCAACAGUUUAUUUAUUGCAAUGGCAUUUUGGGCCAGGCGUCACCACAUUAAGACAGAGGAGACUUGGUAUGCAGAUCCAUUUGUCAGUUGGAAAUUCUGCUUUAUCCCUUUCAACUGUCAAGAUGUAGAUAAAACUCAAAAUCCCACCACUGAAAUUGUAACCUGUUAACAAGCUGCUCUGGAAGGGGAAUGUUGAAUUGCCAUAAUAGGGUGAGGG
Messenger RNA from Rhineura floridana, 1177 nucleotides. RefSeq names its product G protein-coupled receptor 160 (gene GPR160). The transcript has 2 exons. NCBI's taxonomy places the organism in Eukaryota, Metazoa, Chordata, Lepidosauria, Squamata, Rhineuridae. Gene Ontology annotation, cellular component: signaling receptor complex; plasma membrane. The record is from RefSeq and is a predicted model, not a curated record.